Dromiciops gliroides (monito del monte) is the source of this 653-nucleotide messenger RNA. It is a transcript of the gene GNG13, whose product is annotated as G protein subunit gamma 13. The transcript has 3 exons. Gene Ontology annotation, molecular function: G-protein beta-subunit binding. The record is from RefSeq and is a predicted model, not a curated record. Gene Ontology annotation, cellular component: heterotrimeric G-protein complex. NCBI's taxonomy places the organism in Eukaryota, Metazoa, Chordata, Mammalia, Microbiotheria, Microbiotheriidae. The coding region runs from base 250 to 453 and encodes 67 amino acids. Gene Ontology annotation, biological process: phospholipase C-activating G protein-coupled receptor signaling pathway; sensory perception of taste.
GUGUCAUUGUGCGCGCGGCUGCGCCGGCUGGCUUUCCUCUCUUCUCUCCAGCUGGGGCUGCGGAACCGUCCCCGGCUCGCUCGCUCGCUCGCUCCAGAUCGCCUUUGGGAGCGGAGCGGAGCCGCAUCUGCAGGCAGCAAGGCGAAUUCGCCAGGCUCUGAGGGACGCCCGGCUGACAAGGGUCAGGGUCUGCGCUCGUAGGAGCUCGCCUUCCAGCCUGUUCCUGGAACUGCCAGCCCUCCAGGCGUCAUGGAAGAGUGGGACGUACCCCAGAUGAAAAAAGAAGUUGAGAGUCUGAAAUACCAACUGGCUUUCAAGAGGGAGAUGUCUUCAAAAACAAUACCCGAACUGCUGAAGUGGAUCGAAGAUGGAAUACCCAAUGACCCAUUUCUGAACCCGGAUCUGAUGAAGAACAACCCUUGGGUGGAGAAGGGGAAAUGUACCAUCCUGUAGUGAGUGGCUCCAGCCCCUCCCCCCCAGACCUGCCCUGGAGCAGCAUCGACUCACCAACCACCCAGGACAGUGAAUUCUUCCCCAAAUGCUCCACUUCCUCCCACUGACUCAAUCUCUUCUCUCUGGUUUUCAGUUAGAUUCAUCCCGCACUAAUGUAACCUUAUUAUCGCCUUGGCUUCUCAUUGGUAUGGGGGGUGGGG